UCCAAUUACGAAACUCUCUUUCAAGAGGUCCAAACAUGGAACUCGACCUCCACAUAGCCGCUGUAAAAGGGGAUGUGCCUUUUUUGCGUGAGUUGCUCGCAAAAGAUGAGCUGCUUCUCAAUAAAAACAUGACUGGGAAUCAAGAUGAGACUCCUCUGCACAUUGCAGCCAUGCUCGGACACUUGGAUUUCGUGGAAGAGGUCCUAGCUCGGAAGGCCGAGCUGGCAAAAAAGCAAGAUUCUCAGGGAUCAACCCCUCUUCAUCUCGCGGCAGCAAAAGGAUACCUUAACAUAGUGGUAAGCUUGUUAAGAGCCGAACCUGAUGUGUGUGAUGUCUGUGACGAUCAUGGAAGAAACCCUCUUCAUGUCGCGGCCAUGAAAGGCCAUGUGGAUGUGUUGGAAUACUUGGUUCAAAAGAGACGUAAAGCAGCCAGUAAUUAUGUCGAACAUGACCAGACAAUCCUGCAUUUAUGUGUGAUGCAUAACAGACUAGAAGUUUUGAAAUUUUUGAUAGAUAUCUUACCCAAUGGUGUCAUCAACAAACGGGACAAAGACGGUAACACGAUUUUGCAUUUGGCUGCUACAUAUGGAGAAACUAAGACUAUGCUCUUCCUGACUAAUAAAGGAGUUAAACGAAACAUUAAGAACUCCGAUGGCUUCACAGCACUCGACCUAUUAGCACAAGGCGAAAGUGCGGAAAGAAAGAGAAAAUGGCAAAACAAUAUGCAUAAGACGUUAAUGGUGGUAGCGACAUUGCUAGCUACCAUGGCAUUCCAAAUCAGUAUUACCCCACCAGGUGGCCUUUUGCAAGCAAAUUCCCCGAGUGAUGGAGAAACUACAAAACAUAGUGCAGGCAUAUCUAGAAUGGCGAUGGAGCCGAGUGCGAUGGAGCCGAGUGCGAUGGAGCCGAGUGAUGCACACGGUACAGAACAGAGUGCGGGCACAGAACAGAGUGCGGACACAGAAAAGAGUGCGGGCACAUCUAUAAUGGCGAAGGAGUACCCAGAUGUGUACAACGGUUUCAUAACAUGUAACACGAUAAGUUUCAUCGCAUCACUUAGCAUCAUUAUGAUUUUCAUAAGUGGUCUUCCUUUAAAGCGGCAUCGGAUCACCACAUGGCUUGCAAUGUUGGUUACGUGGGUUGCGAUAACCUUCAUGGCGGCAACUUAUUUCAUCUCCGUAUUCGUCGUCACACCGAAGAAACAAGUGACAACUUUCGUUAUUGCAGUUGCACUUGCAGUGCAAGCAUGGAUUGGAUUGAUGGCUUUUCUUUUUCUGUGCCACUUCAUUCGCUUAAUCCUGAAAUUGGUACGCAAGGUCCGAAAUUUCGUCCGCGGACGCUGGGCAGAACGCAGGCCAGAGAGUCAUGCGGUUUAG
This is a messenger RNA of Eucalyptus grandis, 1376 nucleotides long. Its product is annotated as ankyrin repeat-containing protein NPR4-like. Gene Ontology annotation, cellular component: plasma membrane. The coding region runs from base 36 to 1376 and encodes 446 amino acids. The record is from RefSeq and is a predicted model, not a curated record. Lineage: Eukaryota; Viridiplantae; Streptophyta; Magnoliopsida; Myrtales; Myrtaceae. Gene Ontology annotation, molecular function: protein phosphatase regulator activity; protein phosphatase 1 binding. The transcript is spliced from 2 exons.